AUGUCACCCUCUGGAAAGCGUAACGCGGUGACUGCCUUCGACGGUACUACCGACAGUGCUACUCCUCCGAAAAAGAGACAGAGAAGCCGGAGGAGCCUGAAACGCCAGCAAGAGAAUGCCUCAGCGCUUGGCCAAGAUGACCCAUCUCCUGCCCUUGAAAAGACCGAGGCGCCAGAGCAGCAGGAAACGACACCAAAGAAAACUGCGAGUGCCAUAAGCCGGGAGGAGAACGAGAAAGCGCUGUCACAGAAGCCACAACAAAAUCGUGCUGCAAAGCAACAAGCCAGGCAAGAGCGACGGAAGAAAAACAAAGCGAUUCCGAUAGAGAAGACAGAGCGGUCCCCACCUCCCGAACGUCAGGAGAUACCCCCAGCGGAAACCAGCAAGGAGAAUGAUUCGCAGAAGAACUCGGAUACAACGCUCCAAGCAGCCAGACGAAGACCUUCACAGUCAUUGACUCCGCAGGAAAGAGAUUUGGAAUUGUCCAAGAGGCUCAAGGAACGUGAUGAGUUGCUCAAGCAGAAACGGACCGAGGCUGCCUCGAAUAAAAUGGCAGAAGCACCCCACCGAGUGCCCGGGAAACAUGUGGGAGAGACAAAACGGCCGUCACCCAAAGGAGUCAGAGACAAAAAGAAGAAACUUACGGCAGUGGUGAAAUCACGACGGGAAAGGCCACGAAAGGCAGAGGUCAACGAGAAAGGAUGGUCAGUUGCCGCUACCGGCAGCGGCAUAUUCAUCGACCAAGAUCCUCUUCUGACGGAUGACGACCAGCACCUGAUCCUGCCGACACACUCGGAGAUUCAAGUCUAUUCUACCAAGACGUCCCUUCGUGUCCGCAGUCUGCGACUUGAUCCGAAUUCGACUAUCACGAGUUGCGCUCUUUCAACACUCGACGGGGAUAGAUUGUACGUGUCCGGUACGAACGGACUGAUCUCUCUUUGGGAUUGGACUAGUGGCACAAGAAUAGCGGAGUUCAACAACGGCAAGAGUGUGCGUCAGAUAUUGCCCUUGCAGUCUGAGGAGGCAAAUGAAGCAGUCCUACUCCUCCAAGAUGAUGGCCUAGGGACGCGGAACCUCGUCAUCUAUCUGGCUGAUAUAUCACGAGGAACGUUUUCCGAAAAGCAGACGGUGCUUCGCGGAUCCGCCUUGUCACCUUGCGUGAGAUCUUAUGGUCACGGACGUGUCCUUGUGGCAUGUGUCGCCGACAGACUCCUAUUUGGCCAGUCACAAAAUACGGAGGAACGACAGUUGGAGUUCUCUUACACAUGGCGAGAACUCACUACUCCGGCACACAUCAAGAGUUUCGACGCGCAGCUCAAUUCGGGCGAGUCCAAGACCUCACGAAAAGUGCCCUACCUUGAUGUGGCUGUUGGUCUGAACGAUGGUGUCAUCAUGCACUACGAAGACAUUCUCUUCAAGCUCAUCGGAAUGGAGAAAAAGAACAAGACCAGUGCCGGAGACAUCACUGCGCGCAGGCUUCAUUGGCACAGGACAGCCGUCAACACCGUGAAAUGUUCUCGGGACGGAAAUUACAUCAUCUCUGGGGGCAAUGAGACUGUCCUCGUCAUUUGGCAGCUAGAUUCGAACCAGAGACAGUACCUACCGCAUCUGUCUACGGCGAUUCUGAACCUCACUGUCUCCGCUGUUGGUUCGGCGUACGCUCUCCGCCUGGCUGACAACUCGGUGAUGAUCCUCUCAACAGCGGACCUCCUACCUUCUACGAAUGUCACAGGCCUUGCACUGGGCCGGCCUUCUCAAACCUCCUCCGUACUACUCCUCCAUCCCCGUGCACCGAGUCGUCUCCUCGCGGCCGUCUCGUGUGAUUCCUUCCGCAGCAAACCUUCUACCUUUCUCCAAAUCUACGACCUCGAUUCCUCUCUGCAACUGACCAGGCAAGCCCUGACACGAAACAUGGUCACCGCCUCGAAUGUGGCGCCAUCUGGUCAACCCGUAAGGGAACCGAGCGUUACGUAUAUGGAUCUCAGCCAUGAUGGGAAAUGGCUUGCCACGAUUGACCAGUGGACGCCUCAUGAACAAGAUCUUGAGGCCAUGUAUGUCAGCUCUGACGACAAGACACUCCGUGGUAGAGCGACAGAGACGAAUCUGCGCCUCUGGCUAUGGAACGAAUCCUCCGACAAUUUCGAACAAGUUACCCGAAUUGACGAGCCUCACAAGCCGGGACCAAACGCCGUGCUCGGUUUGCAUUUUAACCCUGUGAGGCUUGAACUCGCGACGAUUGGAGCAGAUGGGACCGUCCGUAUCUGGACCGCGAAAGCACGUCAUAGAGACGGCGUAUCCGUGCGCAACAACGCGAAUGACCAGCUAUACACGUGGAUAAGUUCACGAGUCAUCCAUUGCAAUGACGACGCCUUAUCCCGAGGUGAGACGGCAACGUCCGCAGCACUCGCUUACGCCGAAGACGGCUCUGCCAUAGCUGCUUCCUGGUCAUUUCCUAUGCCGGGCGCUCACUCCGGUACAAAAUCCUCGACGCAUACACGCUUUGUCCACCUGAUCGACCCCUCCUCCGGGAGCAUCGCCUUCUCUGCUCCGUCCCUCCUGUCGCCUGGGUACGCGAAACUCUUCUUCAGUGGUCGCUAUCUCCUCGCUUUGUCAUCGAAAUUUAGGAUCUUCGACACCAUAAGGUGCGAGGAAGUUCCUUCCCCACUCAAGCUUGGAGAAGCGUACAUACCACCAAAGAGCAACGCACCGAUGUUUCUGACGCGAAACAAAUACGAUGGAACCGUUGCAGUUGGGGUUGGGAAGAGCGAGUACCCUCGAGGAUGUACGGUUUCGGUCUUGGAAUUCAGCGACGCGACUAACGUUGGAGUGGCUGCCGACGCAGGUGCAGGAGUAGGAGUAGGAGUGAGCGUGAAAGUCGUGUAUGAAGGGCAAUUCAUCGGGGUAUUGAAAGGGUUACUCGCCUUGACCAGCGGAGCAGGGUUCUUGAUGAUCGAUGAACGCAAUCAGACAAGGGUAUUGAGACAGACCGGCACCGCGAAGGGAGCAUUGACCGUUACACGAAAUGUCAGUGGAAGAUGGGCCGCCGAGACCGAGGAGGUCACAAGGAGCUUCGACUCGAUCUUUGGUCGCCGACCUGCUUCAACUCCGCAGGGGGAGAACACAGCUGCGGUUGACAGAGCACCCACUACGAGGGGUCUCCUGGCGGCACCGGGAGAGACGACGGCGGAGCAGAUGCAGAUGCAGGUGCGGCCGCAGACUGAGAUGGUAGAAGGAGGGUUGGAUGCCGUCCUGCGAUUCCCUUCGUCAGCCAUGGCGCCCAGUCCGGCAGAGCUAUUCCAGCGUGUCGUCAGUGUCAUGGCACGGGGUUGA
This is a messenger RNA of Cladophialophora carrionii CBS 160.54, 3330 nucleotides long. RefSeq lists its product as uncharacterized. The record is from RefSeq and is a predicted model, not a curated record. Bases 1 to 3330 code for a protein of 1109 amino acids. Gene Ontology annotation, cellular component: nucleolus. Gene Ontology annotation, molecular function: RNA binding; protein binding. Gene Ontology annotation, biological process: positive regulation of transcription by RNA polymerase I; positive regulation of rRNA processing. The transcript has a single exon. Lineage: Eukaryota; Fungi; Ascomycota; Eurotiomycetes; Chaetothyriales; Herpotrichiellaceae.